AUGGCGAUGCCACCAUCUAUCAUCAACGUUCAUACUCCUUCAGAAUCCUUUGCCAUCGUUCACUCCAUAACCCAGGAAUCACUGGAAGCUUUGUAUGACAAGCUCAGCCGAAAGGCUCAUACUGCCUAUCAUGGCAGCCGUGUCGGACCUGGCUGGCUCAAAUACGAGUUCAAUGAUUCCGUCUGGAACCUCGACGAUGAUUCAGAUUAUACCAUUUUCGUCUGGCGCCAGCAACAGAGCUCUGACGAUCAAGAAGCUUCGACGUCGACGGCAGUGCCAUCAAUAAGUAUCAACAAUAAAACGACACCAACGCCGACACUUUACCUCCACAAUCCCUCACAAUCCAUUCCUGCUCCGCCGGAGUACCGGAAUGCAGCAUAUUACCUUUUCCACCCUUCUCAUAUUUCUUCUCGAAAGAGCCCAUCGCCACGUCCACACAGCACAAAGUCUCGCAAGACCAAGGGCAGCAGGCGCACGAACAACUCUACGCUGAGCGAUGAAGACAGCGGUGUGCCCAAAUUUAAACGGGAAUUCGAGAAGUUCCACAGUGCCAAUGGAGUUCGAACCGUCAUGGGAAGCAUCGGUCCUGUGCAAAAUGUGCGCAUGCUACUCAAGUCUGGAUACCGACAUGUGUACAUUUCUCGGGAUUUUGCCAAAGCACAUGGUUUUAUACCCGACGAUGCGGCACCUGGGCAUUAUGGUUACGGCGGGCUAGUGAAUAUUGGCACUUGGCCUAUAACACUUACGCCAUCUUCCACAGCGUCUAGUCACCCGAACGCUCCACCCCCUCCACCCGUGCCUACUUCGUCUAAAUUGAAUGGUGUCAAGAAGAAAAGCUCUUCUGAUGGCAACCAACCCACGAAAACCGUGACCCUCAUAACUGUGUACCUCUCAGAAGAACCACACUUCGACGUUGUACUUGGGAGGUCGUUUUUUGAACGCCGGCAGAUACAAACAAAUCCCAUUGACCCGACAGAUAUCGUGUGUCUUGAUACUGGGGAGAAGAUUGAGUGCGAGUUGAUCAUUCUAAAGGAUGGGAAAGGUGAGAUUGUCACUGUGACGUAG
This is a messenger RNA of Guyanagaster necrorhizus, 1065 nucleotides long. RefSeq lists its product as uncharacterized. Lineage: Eukaryota; Fungi; Basidiomycota; Agaricomycetes; Agaricales; Physalacriaceae. The record is from RefSeq and is a predicted model, not a curated record. The coding region runs from base 1 to 1065 and encodes 354 amino acids. The transcript is spliced from 4 exons.